This is a messenger RNA of Effrenium voratum, 762 nucleotides long. NCBI's taxonomy places the organism in Eukaryota, Dinophyceae, Suessiales, Symbiodiniaceae. The record is from the annotation of a GenBank genome assembly.
AUGAGGUGGGGCCUAGGCGGACUUCUGAGGGCGUUUUUCGCCGCCCCGGCGCUCAUGUUCCGCCUGGCGCCGCUGGAGCAUGGGCACUACGCGCGGAGCUGGAGGCGUCUCGCGGCGCUGGAGCGGUGGCUGGAUCUCGCGGUGCGACCGGACCCGGCAGAGUUCCCGGAGGACGCGGAUUUGUUGGAGGCGGAGAUGGACAACCUGCCGGAGCUGCGGGCCAGGGUGGAACGGGCUCGGCGAGAGCUCUCGGCCGCCCUUCCGCCCAUGGAGUCCUCGCAGCUCGUGGUGCAGAGCUCCACCCUCGGCCCCCGCGCGGGGCUGGGGCUCUUUGCGGGCGAGGACUUGGCGCAAGGCGAGCUGGUUGCGCACUAUGGGGGCGACCUGCACAGCUUGAGGUCCUCAUUGAAGUUGCAGGACACGCAGUACGUGAUGCGCCUCGGCUGCGCCAACGGCUCCAGGGACGAGAUUGCCAACGCGUGCUUGUACGUAGAUGCUGGGCCCCACCUGGGCAUCAAGGCGCGGUUCAUCAACGAUUGCCGAAAUCCUCGGGGGUACAACCUGACCCUGGUCUGUUGCCCAGAUCAGCAUUACGCCAAAUUGCUCGCUGCCCGCGAUAUUUGCCAAGGCGAGGAACUGUUCUUUGACUAUGGGGAGAAGUAUUGGGAAGAUCGUGCUCAACAUAUGGGCACUGAUGAAUUGUUUGAAUGCGUCGUGCUGACCGAUGAUGAGAUCCUGAAUCGAAAACAGGAAACAACCUGA